Molecule: messenger RNA, 519 nt
Organism: Tarenaya hassleriana
Lineage: Eukaryota; Viridiplantae; Streptophyta; Magnoliopsida; Brassicales; Cleomaceae
Product: EPIDERMAL PATTERNING FACTOR-like protein 5
Exons: 2
Coding region: 158-481 (107 amino acids)
Biological process (GO): stomatal complex development; guard cell differentiation
Source: RefSeq, a predicted model, not a curated record
UCUAAGAAUCUACUGUUGACCCACCCCUUCCCCGAGCAAUCUCUCUCUCAGCAAAACCCUGAAACCAGACAGUACUGGAAAAAAACUAUAUCGACAAAAAAAAAGGCACCGCACACUUUGUAUCGGCUAACGUGCGCACCAUCGCCGGCACUUGCUAAUGGGCGCCGGGCUCCUUCGCCGCCGCGUCGUCUCCGCCGUAUUUGCUCUGCUCUUCCUCUCCUUCUCCUCCGCCGUCUCUCUCCCCCAUUUUGGAGGCGGGCUUGAGCAGGAGUGGACGGGGCCUGGUUACCCGGGUCGGAUCCUGGUACAGAAACGGUUUAACGGACCGGGUUCGUUGCCGCCGACGUGUAGAUCCAAGUGUGGGAGGUGCGAACCGUGUAAACCGGUUCACGUGCCGAUUCAACCCGGUUUGAGUACGCCAUUGGAGUAUUACCCUGAAGCUUGGCGGUGCAAAUGUGGCAAUAGGCUUUUCAUGCCCUGAAAAUUUUAAUUAUUUAAAAGAAUUUUAUAAAAAAGAUA